Molecule: messenger RNA, 978 nt
Organism: Solanum dulcamara
Lineage: Eukaryota; Viridiplantae; Streptophyta; Magnoliopsida; Solanales; Solanaceae
Product: thiamine phosphate phosphatase-like protein
Exons: 4
Coding region: 130-858 (242 amino acids)
Molecular function (GO): phosphatase activity
Source: RefSeq, a predicted model, not a curated record
AGCCGGCCCUGUUUAGACAUCUAAAUUUCUCUAUUUUAUUUGGAGAUCUUCCGGUUUGGUUAUUGGCAGAUUUGGGAAAGACUCAGUGGUUCCCGGCUGCCUACUUUGAACGCCGGGAAAUCAGUGAAUAUGGCGGGGCCUAAGAUCGUUAUCGUAUUUGAUUUUGAUAGGACCCUGAUUGACGAUGACAGCGAUAGAUGGGUGGUGGAGACUAUGGAUCUGACCCAUUUGUUCAACCAGCUCCGACCAACUUUGCCUUGGAAUGCUCUCAUGGGUAGGAUGAUGGAGGAGCUACAUUCACAGGGUAAAACUGUUGAGCAGAUAGCUGAAUGUUUGAAGCACGUUCCGUUGCAUCCUCGGACAAUUUCAGCCAUAGAAUCGGCUCAUGAUCUUGGAUGUGACUUAAAAGUAGUUAGUGAUGCCAAUCAGUUUUACAUCGAGACUAUAUUGAAACAUCACGGAUUAUACAGAUGUUUCUCAGAGGUCAUUACUAAUCCAACAUCAGUAGAUGGAGAAGGUAGACUGAGGAUCUUUCCUUACCAUGAUAUGGCGUCUUUUCAUGGUUGUAAUCUUUGCCCUCCUAACUUGUGCAAGGGUCUUGUUCUUGAGCAGAUCCAAGCUUCCAUGUCUGAGAAAAGAAAAUCAAGAUUUAUAUAUCUUGGAGAUGGGAGAGGUGAUUACUGCCCAACCUUGAAGCUUGAUAAAGGAGACCAUGUGAUGCCAAGGAAGGGCUUUCCAUUGUGGGAUCGCCUGCUAAGUAAUCCAAAUAUUUUGAAAGCAGACUGUCAUGAAUGGAGCAAUGGGGAAGAACUAGAAAGCAUCCUACUUCAGCUUAUUGAAAAAAUAUACAAGGAAUAGAACAUUAAUAUUCUUGAUAACAGUGUAUUGAAAUUGUCAGUGUAUAUCUCCCUCCACCAAUUUCCAGAUGACUAUAUCAUUGAGGCCAGCUGGUAGGUUUGUGCACUAAAUUGGCAUCCA